Molecule: messenger RNA, 1260 nt
Organism: Corylus avellana
Lineage: Eukaryota; Viridiplantae; Streptophyta; Magnoliopsida; Fagales; Betulaceae
Product: E3 ubiquitin-protein ligase PUB23-like
Biological process (GO): protein ubiquitination
Molecular function (GO): ubiquitin protein ligase activity
Source: RefSeq, a predicted model, not a curated record
CGAUGGAGAUUUUACCAGAUUUCCUCUGCCCCAUUUCCAUGGAGCUCAUGAAAGAUCCGGUGACCAUCUCCACCGGCGUCAGCUACGAACGGAAGAACAUCGAGAAAUGGUUCUUCACUUACAAAAAGAAGACGUGUCCGGCCACCAUGCAAAGCAUCAAGAAUUUCGACAUCACGCCGAAUCACACCCUCAAAGCAAUAAUAUUGCAAUAUUCACGACAACCUUCGAUCAACCAUGAUGACAUGUUGUGCCUACUCAACACCGUUAAGACGUCGCCGUUUAAGGUGAGUUCCUUGAAGAAACUCCGGUCGAUUAUUGAGAAAGGUGAUGAGAUUGUAAAGGCAGAUUUUAUUCAAUCUAAGGGAGUUGAAGUGCUAGUAGAAAUUGUUGUACAAGUUGCUUUUGAGAGCUCUCAUGAUUUCAUUGCGUUUAGAGCUUGUGAGGAGGCCAUGGGAGUUUUACAAAAUCUCCCAUUCUCCGAGGAAGAAAAAACAACCUUUGAUUUGUUGUCAAAGCAAGAAGCUAUGAAGUCCAUGGCAAUCAUGCUUCAAAGAGGAAGUGCUGAGUCAAGGCUUUACACAAUUACAAUAUUCCAAAAGAUGGCAAAAAGUGGGUAUGAUUGGCAUUUUGUUAUUCAAGAUGUGGAUUUCUUCAAGGCAUUGCUGGAGAUGGUUUCUGAUGAGAUAUGCACCAAGGCAAGCUCAUGUGCCUUGGAAGUUCUGAUAGAAAUUCUGGGGUCGUCGAAGAAAAGCCGGUUACGGGCGAUCGAAGCGGGCGCGGUUUGCGUCCUCAUCGAGCUUUUGCCGGACUCGAACAGAUCGAAAUGCGAGAAAGUGCUGGUGCUGAUAAAGUUGCUAUGUGAGUGUGCAGAAGGGAGGCAGGCCUUGGUGGAGCAUGGGAUGGGAAUUCCAGCAAUAUCCAAGAGAAUGCUGCAUGUCUCCACCACAGCAACAAAGAUGGUGGUGAAGAUUUUGUGGGUGAUUUCUAGCUUUCACCCAACAGAAAGGGUGUUGGAGGAAAUGCUGGUUUAUGGAUCUGUGAAGAAGCUUUUGGUGUUGUUGCAUAUAGAUGGAAGGAGUUCAUCAACAAAGGAUAAAGUGAUAAAGAUGAUCAAGUUGCAUGGGAAUUCAUGGAAGAGAUACCCUUGUUUUCCUUGUGAAUUGAAGGAAUAUAUGGCCUUUGUGAGUAAUUGAUCUUGCUAAAUUAAGGAAAUUGAAAGAUGGGAGAAAUUUGAUCAUUAAAAGAUGCAAAAUAUUAGAA